Molecule: messenger RNA, 1326 nt
Organism: Fundulus heteroclitus (mummichog)
Lineage: Eukaryota; Metazoa; Chordata; Actinopteri; Cyprinodontiformes; Fundulidae
Exons: 4
Coding region: 327-1262 (311 amino acids)
Source: RefSeq, a predicted model, not a curated record
CCACCAGGCUGAGGGGCCACAGAAAUGACUGAUGGACUUGGUUUAGGAGUUAUGUUUGCACCUAGAUGGAUCUAACUGAUGAUUGUCAAGCUGUAGAUGAAGAAAGUUCUUUCUGGGUCACACAACGAAGGACGAAUGAGGGGGAAAAUGCAAAGAAACACACAUAGGUGCUCUGCCAGAUGAGCUCUGUGACUCCAGCACAGCAUCACUGCUGACAAUCGGUUCAUCAAGCAGUGAUUGGCUGCAGGCUGCAAUAAAUACCAGCUCACUGCAGAGCAUGGAGCUUCAGAGGAGUUGGGCUACUUUGAGCACGCUGAGCCAGAGAAAUGACUUGUGGACUUGGUCUGGGGAUCUUGCUGAUUUGCCUGGUUCAAGCAGGGCUUGGUGGUUGUUCCUGGGUUAAAGUAACCCAAUACAGCAACACACAUGCUGGCAUUCCUCUACCAGAGGGCAGACUAGGAGACUUUGGCAGUUACCUCCAGGACCAAGCCAGACAAGGUGUCAUUUCUCCACGUUCAUUUCAGAGCAGCAGCUUCAAGGCUGACCCUGCAGGGAAGAGAGGUGAUGGCCAAAGUCUCUCCACCAGUAGCUUCACACAUGCCCUCUCACAACCAGUUCAAAGUUCAGGGAGGCUAGUGAAGACCUCCAUGUCCAAAUCCAACAGCCAGGUUACUGGCUCGUCAGCCUCCUUGUUCGGUCCAGUUGCUCCUGGCCCGCGGCGUUCUGUUCGGAUGCAGACGUAUGCUCAGGCCCCUGCGAGGAGAGUUUCACCAGGUCGUACUAAAGGGGCCAAGGCCAGGAGUCUCUCCUCUCAGACUGCAGUUGGGAAGUCUUAUCUGAGCCCAGAGCUUGCUUUAAAUGUUGGAGGUUACAGACCGAGGAGUCCCCUGGCUGUCCCCAGGAGCAACAGAGUGAGAGAGUCUGCUCCGGGCUUUGCUCCGGUGACGGUCUACAAGCUUCCAGAACCCUUCGGUGGCUCUGCUAUCCGACGACUUACAGAACCUACUGAACAGGGGAAGGUACCUGUCCAGAAGCAACAGGUUUCUACGACUCCUCAGUGGGUAACACCUAACAACCCUCAUCUAACGAGUGUUAAUGCUGGAUCUGACUGGACCCGGAAGAAGCAGAACCAAGGGUCUGUCCAGAAGCUGCAGCAGAUCUUGACACCACCUCCUUGGAAGGGCCCAGCCUACAAUCCUGACCUCCCCAGUGUUCACCCAGCAUCCAAAUGGACCAAGGUCAAGGCGCCUUAUCGACUCUAACAUACGUUGUCUUUUUACAAACAGAUGAAGGAAAAAAAUUAAAGCUUCUGAAUUCUGGCUUGGA